CAUCACGCUCACAGUCCACUGCCGCUACUCUGUACGCUGCCUCCGAUACUUGCAUAACCUCCCAUGGAUCAGAUCACUUCGUCGCUUGCUCCCCGUGCGUCUGCGAAGCCCUCGGUGGCGGGAGUAGGAGGAGACCCUGCUGGUAGUGUGACGAAACGACUCACCAGCGAGCUCAUGACUCUCAUGAUGUCCACGUCUCCGGGAAUCUCCGCAUUUCCCAAAUCAGAUGCCAACCUCUUUGAUUGGGUGGGAACGAUUGAGGGACCGGCAGGAACGGUGUACGCUGGCUUGAAGUUCAAAAUCUCGAUCAACUUCCCUCCGAAUUACCCCAUGGCACCUCCUGCCAUCAAGUUCGACUCCCCAUGCUACCAUCCUAACGUUGACAUCAACAGCGGUGGUAUCUGCUUGGAUAUUCUGCAGGACAAGUGGUCUGCGGUAUACAGCGUGCAGACGAUAUUGCUUUCUCUCCAAUCUCUUCUCGGUGAGCCAAACAACGCGUCUCCUCUCAAUCCCGACGCUGCUGCGAUCUGGGACUCGCCCGAAGACUUCAAGACGCAACUGCUCAAGUACUACCGCCCGAUCUCUGACGAAAGCUCGGACUAGUCCUGGCGCAUCAAGCGUCCUCUUUCUUCCUGUGUUUCAUGUCUCUGUAUCAAUCAUCCUCGUCUUGUCGCAUGAUUCGCUCUCCACCUGCUGGACAAUGCAUCUCCGGAACCCCCCUUAUGUCAUACCAAUGCCAUGUAUACAUCC
Molecule: messenger RNA, 750 nt
Organism: Dichomitus squalens LYAD-421 SS1
Lineage: Eukaryota; Fungi; Basidiomycota; Agaricomycetes; Polyporales; Polyporaceae
Exons: 8
Coding region: 64-603 (179 amino acids)
Source: RefSeq, a predicted model, not a curated record